Messenger RNA from Trichobilharzia szidati, 342 nucleotides. NCBI's taxonomy places the organism in Eukaryota, Metazoa, Platyhelminthes, Trematoda, Strigeidida, Schistosomatidae. The record is from the annotation of a GenBank genome assembly.
AUGAGUGACGACAAAAGUAUUCACGGUGUUGGUCAUAUUUCAAGUGAUGAAUUCAUGAAAGAGGUAUUACGAAAUGAAUCAGCACAACAAGAAAUACUCCGUCAAUUACGUAAUAAUUUUGCAUUAUUAACGGUAGAACGUGUUAGCCCUCGUGGCAGACUAGUUCUCGAAGAAAAUGAAUACCCACUGUCUCGACUUAUAUCUGAUAUUGGCGGUAAUAUGGGAUUGUGGAUCGGUAUAUCUGUGAUUGUUUUAUUUGAAUCUUUCGAACUCAUCGGUUUUAUCAUAUACGCAUCAAUUAAUUAUUUUAAAAGCUUGACAAUGCGUUUAUUCAAAUCAUGA